This is a messenger RNA of Penicillium canariense, 3255 nucleotides long. RefSeq lists its product as uncharacterized. The transcript has 2 exons. The record is from RefSeq and is a predicted model, not a curated record. Gene Ontology annotation, biological process: regulation of mitotic cytokinesis. Gene Ontology annotation, molecular function: GTPase activator activity. Bases 1 to 3255 code for a protein of 1084 amino acids. NCBI's taxonomy places the organism in Eukaryota, Fungi, Ascomycota, Eurotiomycetes, Eurotiales, Aspergillaceae.
AUGGGAUCAUCCUCUGAGGAUGGAUCACAUAUCAACGGUAAGGACUUCCAUCCUCCAAUCCCCCUGCUUGGCCCCGACUCACGUCCCCGUCAGCUCUGUGCCUUAAGCACAGUAGGAAUAGCCACUUCCGGCCUGGCUCUCGGUCGUGUCGAACGCUCCAAGCCCAGUAUCUUUCGGCGAAAGACGUUCUCCUAUAAUCAGCCCCCUCCCACUCCUUCAGAACUACCGACCCCGGUCGAUGCGCGACCUAAGACCGCCUGGCGCGCCCGACCACCCACAGCGGGAGCAGAUUGGACGACUCCCACGGAGAAAGCAAUCGACGGGCAUGAUGGCUUGUGUCGGGAUCCGUUGCAGGACCCUGACCUGCGGCGGGCACCGUUGUCCUUUAGUGCGGCGAGACGUCGCCGUCGCGGCCAAACACUAACUAACCCGCCCUUACGAAUCCCUGAGAAUGAAACCCCGGAAUCGAUCGAGUCGCGGGAGUCGCACUCACGCCGUCCAUCGACAAGUUGGCUGCGUCGACUGUCGAUAGUGUCCUUCCAAACGGAGAGUCCCUCAACCAACAGCCCAGUAACGCCAUCCUUUAAUGGGUCUGCAAGCCCUAUCCUUCCCCGUCCGUCCAGCUCGCGUCGAGCGCCAAACAAAUUAGUCAAGCGCUCAUCCUCACAACAUUCCAAUGCCAACCCUCUCUUUUUCAAUACGUCGGUGUCCCCCGUGUCUGCUCUGCGAAGGCCGGCGACCAGCCAUCAGCGAUCGGAGUCGAUAGGGCCCCAGUCCCCUCUUGCCAUGGAUUUUGGACCCCAUUUCCCAGAGAGUUAUCCCAUCGAGUCGCCCAUGAUGGAGGAGUUUGCAAUCAGUCCACAGAACAACUGGAGACCAUACCUACUGCCAAAAUCAGAGGGCUUCUCAGAGAAGCUAGCCCGAAGGCUGUCCACAACCGCAAGUCCCAAACCUCCAGGGGUGCGGCGAAUUAUAUCCGAGCAGGAUACACUUCCAGCUCUUGUGCUGGCAACCACGAUCACUCCCCAAACGUCCACACCGCGAGAGGAUCAAUCGGUGCCUGUGACUCCCAUCACGUUUUGUAAUCCAUUCCAGACAGACACAGAUGUUGCUGCUGCAGCUCCUCUGCCUCCACCAGCGCCAGAAGCGCCGGCACUGGAAGGUCCACCGCCCGAAAAACCAAUGCACAAGCACUCGUUCUCUCUGAAUGAUGUCGAGCCGAAAAAGAUCAUUGUCAAUACGGUGACCGCGUCAGGCACUCCAAUUCCUGGACGUGCUCGUGCUGGGUCCUUGAAACGGGUCAAGGGAAGGACCUUCUCCAUCCCCCGAUCAGAGCUUGCAAAACUGCACAGUGUCAUCCCAAGUUCCCCGCAAGCCCCGCAACGCCGUAAUAUCACAGAUCCCUCGGUCUUCCGCCGCCCACAGGCUCUUUCGCCACCAGGACUGGCUGUUUCAGCCUAUGGUAGGGAUCAUCUGAUGGCUCCUCGUUCAGUCUCCCAGGAUUAUAAUGUGGGCAUUCGUGGCCAACACCCACUCACCUCGGAUGCUGUUGCUCUAUCUACGUGGCAACAUUCCGCUCGACCGGAUAGUUAUACAAUUUCCUCUCUCCGCCGUCGACCGAAACGACAUUCCAUUGCGGCUUCAGAUCCCUCGUCUACUGUUAUAGGCUCUGAUGACACGCGUGUCUUCACGUCGAGCGACGAAUAUGAGACCGACAUCAUGACCGACUAUUGGGAUUCGCUUCGCACCCACGAGACCAGUGGUGGUGGAUUGAAGGGGUUGCACAUCGAGACAAUGUUCGAAAAGGCGGGUGCACAUCUGUCGAACGAGGAAGUCGCGACCCUGGAAGAGCUGCUUCCACGCGGUUCCUUCGCAUUACGAUUGGAACAAGACCCCCCUCUCUUCCCGGACUCUCUUCUCCCCUCUGUGGCUCAGGCCCGCCUCGAUGAUACCACAUCGAUACCAGAGGGUGAUGCCGAGACUGGAGGCAUGAUCGGAGCAUUGCCGGGGGAGUCCGAUGGCGCUCCGCUCCGGUCAGCCCUCGCCGUUUCUGUAUCCAGUGCCUCGGUAGGGCACGGUGGUUCUUCAUUUGCAAUGCCCCGGGCGGGCUCCCCUGUUGCACAGUUACAUAUGAGCCAGAAGAUGAAUAUUUUCGACUGGUCGGAGCAGUCCCGUCCUGAUCGUGAUAUGUCCGACUCCGAGGCGCGCCCACGCACGAUGCAGGGGAAACAAAGUGUUGUGAACAGAGGAAGCCGUGCAGCGUGUCGGAAAGUGCCCUCAGCCAUUCACCUUCGGAGUCAGAGUGUGCCUGUGGCAAGGGAUCUUCCUGCGAAUGAAUCUCGUCAACCGUCAGGUAAAUUCGGCACCUGGGGAUUGGGCACCAAGGGUGUGAGCGAAGACUGGGACAGCGACUUCGACUUUGACGAUACCGAGGAGCCCGCUGCUAGCCAGGACACCAAAAGCACUGAGUCCGAAGCCGCUCCUCAGAGCAUGAUGGUUCCCAAGGCUAUUCUUGAACGACAAGCAAGUCUUCGAGGUCAGUUUGGCCAAGUGCAGGAGCUCACGCUGCUCGUGGAAGAACUGAAACGUCUGCGGCAUCAAGCAAGCAUCCUGGAUCUUGUGAGCGGGCCAUCGAGUGAACUAUGGAAGGAAGCAGAGGGAAUCGUCAAUCUCGCUACCAUUGAUGAUGACGACGACCGCCGUUCUCCUCCCGGGUCGCCGUCUUCGCUGACUUUCAGCUUUGAUGACUCUGAUGACGAAGGUGCGAACGGUGCAUCAAAACGCAACAGUGACGCUUCCUGGCAAAGCAAUCUCCAGCAGGAUCGCCCGUUGCAGACCGCGCCGUCCAGACAGCCCAAGAAGAAUACCGAUGGUGGUUCGUGGCAGGGUUCUCCGCAACAUGAACCCCGGCUAUAUAAUUCCACCCUCGGACAACUUUCCAAGGUCUCUCCGAAAUCGAAAUCUGUCCUCGACAUCCUACAACCCAGCCGCCACACCGAGGGCUCCGGCCUGUCCGACUUGACUCCACCCCCACGCACUCAAAAACUCCCCUUUGAUACCCAAUCUCUCCGCGAUCUCGUUGUUCGGGCCGGGGUGGUCACUCGCGCCUUGAAGGAAGUCAUCCGCAAGGCAGAAGGUGUUGAUCCAAGCCCGCAAAAUGUGUUUCCAUCUGAUCCUCCCUUUCGACGGAUAUUCGAUCAACCAUCUCAUGACGAUCUUGCAGGCUUUGAGGCCGCGUUGGCCGAGAUGCACUGA